Messenger RNA from Pararge aegeria (speckled wood butterfly), 1862 nucleotides. RefSeq lists its product as uncharacterized. Gene Ontology annotation, cellular component: transcription regulator complex; nucleus. Bases 130 to 957 code for a protein of 275 amino acids. The record is from RefSeq and is a predicted model, not a curated record. Gene Ontology annotation, biological process: regulation of transcription by RNA polymerase II. NCBI's taxonomy places the organism in Eukaryota, Metazoa, Arthropoda, Insecta, Lepidoptera, Nymphalidae. The transcript has 2 exons.
AACAUAAAGUGGUAUGAAAACAGUCUUGAAAUGUUGCCCGUAUGUGCUGCUCACAUUUAUUGACGAAGAAUAUCCAUCAAUAUUGUAAACUGAAACUAGGAAUAAAAUAGCUUUUUCCGCCGCGUUAAGAUGUCAGAAAUGACCACUUUUUCGAAUAUGACGGAUAGUAAAUCAAUUGUGCGAUUUGUAAGGGAUAUAGAGAGACACCCGUGUCUGUAUAAUCUGAAAUCGUUCCAAUACACAGAUCGUGAUUUGAAGAGGCAAACGUGGAUACAUAUUGCUAAGAGAUUGAACGCUACUGUUGCCGAAUGCAAAGAAAAAUGGAGAAAAAUACGUACAGCGUAUAGCAGAUCGUUAAAGCCAAAAUAUCUAAACGGUGUACGCACUCCCAGCAGGCCGUAUUACUUGGCAAGUUAUCUUAAAUUCAUUACACCUACCAAGAAAAGAAGCUCAAUAAAAAGGAAACCUUUUCUACCUCCAUCAAAAAAUAAGAAAAUACCACCGAAUUUCAUUAAAAAAGAUAUAAAAAAUGAAAACGAACCAAAACAUGUAUCUAAAUCCACUGAUUCUGAAGAUGAACUUGAUAUUCAAGAGGAUAAUCCCUUCGAACCUUGUGAGCAAAUGUUUUCAGAGGAAGAUAGCAACAGCUCUGGUAAUGACGAUGAUGAGGUCAUUGAAAUCAUAAGUAAAAAUGAUACACGCAUAGUUAAGCAAGAAACUAUUGAAGUUAAUAAAAAUAAAACAAAGGAAGUUAAGCAGGCUAGAAAUAAAAAUAACCAUAAUUGCGAUACAAUCCACAAAAGGUGCAGUUACUGUGCGAACAUUGAACGUAAGCCUAGGAAAAUGUUCCUAUUUAGCAUUCUGCCUGAGAUAGAAGAUUUCACCGAUCAGCAAAUGAGAAUUUUUAGGCGAGGGCUUAUAGAUUUAAUUGAUAAAUGUAAAUUUUCUGAAGCAUAGUGUCACUUUUUCGGUACAACGGCAUGACUUUUAUGAAAUAAGAUACAACGUUUCAUCAAACGACUAUUUUUUUUUUCACUAUAAUCUAGCCCUUUACUGCAAUCCAAUUCUUGCUGGUAAGUGAAAAUGUAGUCCAAGAUGGUAACAGGCUAAUCUGUUAUCUGUAUGGAAAUUAUACCCUAAUCGGUUUCUACGCGACAUCGUACCGGAACGCUAAAUCGUUAAGUGACAAAGAUAUGUUAUCUAACUAGCCACGGCCAAAGCCCCUCACCAGACCAGACCAGAGGAAAUUGAGAAAUUUAUUAGAUUCCCAAAUCCUCUGCGGGGAUAGAGUCCUUGGCCUUAAUCUAUUUUUGACGACCUAUUCCAUUGUAUGAUGUAUCCAUAAGACCAGAAUGUUCUUAAGUUUCAUAUUCUCGAUACCCAUAUUGUAGGAGUUCUGACGAAAUAUUUUUUCUACCAUUUUGUGGUCGCGGCAAUCUUGGACCGAGUUUCAUUAAACAUACGUCAGAACACGCCCGACUUAUUUGCCUUUCAAACAAAAAAAUUAAAGGAAAUAUACUGACACAGAGAGACAGACACACACAUACAAAGACACGUCAAACUUAUAUUACCGCGUCAUUUUUGCAGGGGGGGUUAAAAAUACAAUAGUUAAUUGAAAUCGCACGUUUUCUUAGGCGACUACUGCGUUUCCCUUAUAGAAUCACCAUACAUCGUGUGACUUUAUCACGAAGUACUUCAUCUACUUUGUAUUGAAUUGCGAUUAGCGAGAAUCGCUGCCUCCUCGAUCCGUGGCCAGCGUAUACAUCAACAUUCUUCUUUGAUUGAUCGAAAAUCUUAGUUAGUUAUUCAUUGCUCGUCUCUCACAAAAAGAUUAAAUUAAGAACAGAUUAAAUAGGGAAUGG